AUGAUAUGCGCAAAACAGCGAGCUGUUACAAGCCAGCAGCUCAUGGGUCAACUUCCUUCGGCCAGAGUUCGUCCUUCAAAACCAUUCCAACAUUCAGGCAUAGAUUAUGCUGGGCCGUUUCAGCUUCGCAGUAUGCGAGGGAGAGGAGCUAAAAUGUACAAAGGAUAUUUAAUCGUCUUUGUUUGUAUGACUACCUCAGCUGUUCACCUGGAGAUCACUUCUGACUACACGACAGCGGGAUUCCUAGCAGCAUUCAAACGUUUCUCCGGUCGUCGUGGAAUCCCAAGCUGCAUCUAUAGCGAUUGUGGAACAAAUCUGGUGGGAGCUGAUAAGGAACUUCGAGCAAUGUUCUCGGCAGCCUCGUCGCAGUGGAGACAUCUUGCACAUCUGCUCAGUUGUGACGGGACCGAAUGGAAAUUUAAUCCGCCAGCAGCGCCCCACUUCGGAGGAAAAUGGGAGGCGAGCGUAAAAUCAGUUAAAACUCACUUUAAGAAGGUCGUCGGAGCAACAACACUUACUUAUGAAGAAUUUUCGACGGUCCUCGUUCAAAUUGAGGCCGUAUUGAACUCACGACCUCUUUGUUCAAUCUCCGAUGACCCUAAUUCUUACGAAAUUUUAACGCCCGCCCAUUUCCUCAUCGGCAGUUCCCUCACUGUAGUUCCUGAGCCUUCCUUGCUCGACGUUAACAUUUCACGUCUUUCACGAUGGCAACAUUUGCGACGAAUGAUAGACGACUUCUGGCUAAAAUGGGAGAGAUUUUAUCUCCAGUUCAUUCAAAAUUCCAAUAAAUGGUAUCAGCAACGUAACUUACCUCAAGUAGGAAGGUUGGUUCUUAUAAAGGACGAACGUUUCCCUCCGUCCAAGUGGGCACUUGGUCGAAUUACGUAUCUCCACCCCGGACCGGACGGAUUUGCGCGAGUGGCAACGGUGAAGACACCAACAACGACUUUAACGCGACCCGUCACUAAACUUUGUGUCUUACCGAGUGCCGAUAAUUGA
This is a messenger RNA of Onthophagus taurus, 999 nucleotides long. RefSeq lists its product as uncharacterized. Gene Ontology annotation, biological process: DNA integration. Gene Ontology annotation, molecular function: nucleic acid binding. The record is from RefSeq and is a predicted model, not a curated record. Lineage: Eukaryota; Metazoa; Arthropoda; Insecta; Coleoptera; Scarabaeidae.